GCGCGUUGCCUGACACUCGUCGACCCCAACGAUCGCUUCUGUGCCACCGUACAACAAGCAUAUCAGCCAUCCAUUGAUCACUGUCCACGGGGCGCGCGUCGUAUUAGCUGCGCUUAGCCGGUUCGUCGAUCGAUCGUAGUUCGACGUGCGAAUCACCAUGUGCCACCGAUGAAAAAACUGAAGGUAAAGUUGGAAAGCAGCGGGACGGCGGCGGGGACGUCGACGACGGGGCAGCAUCAGCAUCAGGCGGUCGGGAUGGCGGGGGGAUUGAACGUGAACGCGACUGACCCCACCGACACCGCGAGUCGGAUCUGUCGGGACUUUCUGAGAAAUGUUUGCCACCGGGGAAAACGCUGCAAGUAUCUUCACGAGCGUUCGGAGGACGAUCCCGUCGAGGAAUAUACCUUCUGCCACGAUUUCCAAAACGGCAAGUGUAAUUGGCCGGGCUGCAAGUUUCUCCAUUGCACCGAGAGCGAAGAGAAGCGUUUCAGAGCAACCGGUGAGCUGCCGCCUCAUGUCCUCAAUCGAUCCAAGACCUGCAACAACGACAAGCCGGAUCAUCCGUUAUGCAAGGACUUUAUGAAGGGCAGCUGCCAGAGGGUCAAUUGCAAGUUUAGGCAUUUGAAGAAGGAGGAGCCGCAGCACAAUCUGAUGUCGCCGUCCCAUCACAACGUGUCCAGACCGCAGCACAAUUUCAACGGCACCAGCAACGGCGGUGCUACCGGUGGCGAUGGGCGUAGAUACGAGGAGGACAGAAACUUCCACUGGCAAAUGCAGGAUCAUAACAAUUUGGUUGCUAAUAAUGCUGGUUACAACACGUCGCAUCCAGCCGAUUACAUCGGACCGCCAGAACCGAAGAGGCGAUUAGUAUCGGGUGAAACAGUCGUACAUUUCGAAGCCUCUCCAAUCGUGGGUCAGCAGCAUGCGACUCAACCGACGGUCACGCCGAGCUAUUAUUACCCCAUAAUACCGCGUAACGAGGCACGAGCCAUUGUCCUGGAGGAUGAAAAUGUGCUGUUGAGGAAGAAGAUAGAAGAGUUGAAGAAGCAGGUCAGCGAUUUGACGGCGACGAACGAGUUUCUAUUGGACCAAAACGCUCAAUUGAGAAUGUCAGGCAAACGAACGGCAAACGUAACCGCUGUAACGGUUCCGGCAGUCACGAUUACGAAUACAGUUCCGCCGUCGCAGGCUCCGACACCCCAACAAAUGGUCAACGCGGCCGUGGCAGCGGGCACCCUACGAACGGUCACUGCCAGCGUGGCUACCGUUCCCGUGAGCAUCGCGACCGUAGCUCCCGUCUCUAUCGCGGCGGUCUCUAUGGCACCGGUCUCGAUACCACCGCCGAUCGUCACCAUGGCUCAGCAAACUAUUUCAAUGAGUGGCUCCGGGCCUCCCCAAGCGACUAAUCAGCAACCACCGAAUACGCAGCAACCCGCCAGUUUACCCUUGUCGAUAUCCGGCGCGACCGCGCCUCUCGUUUCUUAUCCUAUUAUGACGCAGGAACUUAGGCCUGUCUUGCAAUAAGUUGCGUCACGAGAAUAAGAACUUAAUAUCUGAUAGGAUAUCUAUGUACGUAUGUACGGUGUACCACCUACUCGGCUAUGUAGGCGAAUCAAGAAUCAUAAUGCGCGUCCAUUUACCUUUACUAAAUGGAACUUACAAGUACGCUCGAAAGUACAUACGAAAGAUAGAAACCAGCGGCUGUGGAAUGAACCAGUGUAUCACCGUAGUAAAUAGACACAUUUGUAUUCAUGUAAUAAUCAUUCUCUCUCUCUUUCUAUUUCUAAAUCUUUUCAUAUUCUAAUCAUUUGUGAUUAAUUUUACUUUUUUUAAAGCCAAUUUCACUAACUACGGUUAGCUUAACCGACGGUUAAAGUUAGCAGGGUGG
This is a messenger RNA of Temnothorax curvispinosus, 1888 nucleotides long. Its product is annotated as zinc finger CCCH domain-containing protein 10-like. The transcript has 4 exons. NCBI's taxonomy places the organism in Eukaryota, Metazoa, Arthropoda, Insecta, Hymenoptera, Formicidae. Gene Ontology annotation, molecular function: metal ion binding. The coding region runs from base 169 to 1524 and encodes 451 amino acids. The record is from RefSeq and is a predicted model, not a curated record.